AUGCAGUCCCUCGAUCCCACCGCCACCACCAAUGCAACCAUCUCGCCGCAAGACACCUCUCUCCCGCCCGCUGCCUCGUCGUCCACGCAGUCCUCGGCCAACACCUCGGCCAACGCGGCUGCCGCUGCCGCGCUGGCCAACGCCAACAGCAGCGUCAAGAAUCUCAGCUGUUUGCAGUGCCGCAAGCGCAAGACGCGAUGUGACAAAAAGUACCCCUGCUCCCCCUGCGUCAUCCGCGGAGACCAGGCCUCUUGCACACAGGUGCAGCAGACCAUCGCCUCCAUCACCACCUCGUUCGGCUCCGCCACCUCGCCCACGCGCGAGCUCGCGCCUCCCCGGCCACAUCGCGCCUCCAUCUCUCUCUCGCAAGAUGGCCAAGCAUCCACGCUGGGCGCCGCUCCUCCUUCCUCGUCGUCAUCCAAGAACGAGCUGCAGGAAGCAGCGUCGUUUGCAUCCGACCGCUUCAUCGGCAUGGAUGCCGAACGCCUCUACCGCCUCGAGGCGCGCAUGGACCGGAUCGAACGCUACGUUCUGAACAGCCGUACCAACACCAACGGCGCGCCAUUCGUCUCUGCCGCCGACCACGAGGACGAGCCGCUAGCUGCCGCCGAUCGCGCCGCUGCCAAGCAGGAGCUCCACAUCGGUCAAGACAUCCAGGAUUUGUUCGAAGAUGCUGCCAUGGGUCGCAAGCUCAAACUCAAGAGUCUUCCCAUCGAUGCUGUCGGCACCGCGGCAGAAGGCGACCCCAAGGAUACAGAGACCGACGAGGAGCAAAUGCUCGACCAGCGCUCCGCCGACUCGUCCGCCGACGUCGCCUUCCGAUUCGCACAGUUCCUGCCGCCCAACACGUCGGUGCUGCUCGACUUCUACUUUACCCACGUCGACUGGACCACGCGCGUCCUGCCCCCCGAGAGCCCCGCCGACUUUCUGCGCCUCUCAAAGAUGCAGCCCGAACAGAUCGCUGCGUUCCCCGUAUCGAGCGCGCUGGUGUGCUGCUACUUUGUCGUCAUCGCCCUUGCGCUGCACUGGUCGGACCCGGCGCUGCUGGAACUCGUGGGCAUCUCGAAAAAGGAGGCAUCGCGACUGGCAGAUACGCUGUGCACGGGAAGCCAGCAGCUGCUGUGGUCGAGCAACUUCCUGCAGUCGCAGCAGCUCGAGCAUCUCGCGUGCAUCUGCCUGCUCGGCGUCUAUCAGCACAACCGCAAAGAGCAGGCCGACGGUCAAUGGGCGCUGCUCGGCUCGGCGAUCAAGGUGGCUCAGAACGUCGGGCUUGCGCGUCUCGACCAUGGCUCAACAUCGCAUCAGCCGUCGAUCAGCAUGAGGACCGAGGCGCGGCGCGAGCUGGGACGUCGGAUCUGGUGGAACCUCACCUGGCUCGACUGGUCGCAUGCGGUGGCGCACUUUGGCGUGUACUCGGUGCAUCCUCUGCAGAAUCGCACGAAUCUGCCGGCCAACGUCGAGAUCCACGGCGACAGCCUCACGCUGCACUCGCCCGACGUCUACACGCACUCGUCGUCGAUCACGAUGCGCAUGCGCUACGUCACGCUCUACCGCGAGAUUGUCGACGUCUCCAACGAACGCUCGCUGCUCUCCCGAGCUCAGAUCCACCGCUUUGUAAGCAAGCUCAACGAGGUGCACGACUCGACGCCUUCGUGCCUGCGAUACUCGCCGCAGCGUACGUUUGAUGCGCCCGAUCAGGCGAUGGAGUCGGUGAUGCUCGAGUUGAUGUAUCUGAACCGCAUCCUGCGUCUGCAUCGCGUGCAUCAGCUCUCGGGCUUCACGGACGACGAGUGGAGGUUUGCACGCAAGGCAUGCCUGUCGUCGGCCAGCUGCAUCAUCCGCAUCCUCUCGCUGCAAGAGUCGAGCGUGAUCCACAAGUUCUGGUUGGUGACGUUCUAUCUGCUGGGAGCGGCGAUGGCGCUGGUGAUGGAGCUGUGCUGUGCACGUCAGCACGACCUGGAUGCGACGGCGGUGCGAGCGAAUCUGGCAACGGCCAUCUCGCUGCUAUCCAAGGCCGGGCCGGGGAGCGAAGCGGCACGCAACUCGCGACGCAUUCUCAAGGAGCUUCUCAACGCCGAGGACAAGAUCCGGGAAGCGUUUGCGCGACUGGGUGGUCUGGAGAGGAUCGCGGAAGAAAAGCUGGAUACGAGCGGGACGAAGGAUGUGUUUUUGGACGUGCUGCAGCGCGUGUUUAGCGCGUCGUCGAGGGUCAAGCGCAAGCGUCCGCUGGAUGCGCGACAGGCUGCGGCGGCGGCAGGUAGGCCGGACAAGAUCAAGCGUCUCGCCGAGGGAGAGUCGGCGGAACAUACGCGCGAGUCGAGCGUGGCGUCGGUGGGCGAGGCGCGGACCGAUUCGAACAACGCAAUGCAGGCCGACUACAGCUGGCUCAACCCCACCGAUUUCGCCGGCAUGAUGGGCGACGGACCGGGCAAGAUGGCCGAGGCGGUGUCUGUUGGAGGCGAAGCACGGACUGUGGCUUCCAACGAGAGCGACUGGCAGGGCGACCAGACGCUCUUCCCUUCGCUCGACGGCAUCUUGUCGGGAGCGCUCUCGAUCGACGAGUGGCUUGGGUCGUCGUAUCCGUUCGAUCAUUUAUGA
Messenger RNA from Moesziomyces antarcticus, 2598 nucleotides. Its product is annotated as nucleus protein. Gene Ontology annotation, biological process: regulation of DNA-templated transcription. Bases 1 to 2598 code for a protein of 865 amino acids. The transcript has a single exon. The record is from RefSeq and is a predicted model, not a curated record. Gene Ontology annotation, molecular function: zinc ion binding; DNA-binding transcription factor activity, RNA polymerase II-specific. Lineage: Eukaryota; Fungi; Basidiomycota; Ustilaginomycetes; Ustilaginales; Ustilaginaceae.